Molecule: messenger RNA, 604 nt
Organism: Pygocentrus nattereri (red-bellied piranha)
Lineage: Eukaryota; Metazoa; Chordata; Actinopteri; Characiformes; Serrasalmidae
Gene: pold4
Product: DNA polymerase delta 4, accessory subunit
Exons: 5
Coding region: 140-466 (108 amino acids)
Biological process (GO): DNA-templated DNA replication; DNA synthesis involved in DNA repair
Cellular component (GO): delta DNA polymerase complex
Molecular function (GO): DNA-directed DNA polymerase activity
Source: RefSeq, a predicted model, not a curated record
CGCGUCAACGCAAUCACGCAGUGUAUGUAGCCCUGCCCCUUCCUCUUGUUUUGUAAACGACAAGUUAAAGUCUUUCUGCUGACCAUCGUCCGCGGCGUUUCCCCAGUUCACACUUGUCUUCUGACCCAGAGCUGCAGAUAUGACAGCCAAACGAGGCCUCAUUACGGACACAUUUAAGGUAGUGAAGAAACCAAGAAGGGAUGACAGAAGAGACAAGAAACAACCUUCACCCGCUGCAGAUCCAGAACCUCCUCGCCCGACUGAAAGAGAGACAGAGCUGCAGGAGCUGAGAAAGUUUGACUUGGACUGGCGUUUUGGGCCAUGCACAGGGAUCAGUCGUUUGCAGAGGUGGGAGAGAGCAGCACUGCAUGGGCUGGACCCCCCACAGGAGAUUAAAGACAUACUGCUGAAAGACAACAUGGACCCAGAGUAUACUCAUUGCCUCUGGCGUGACUACCCCUUGUGAGGAAAGAGUGACACUGUUUGAGAAGAGACAGGAUUGUGAGAACGAAUGAUUAUCAUGUUUGUUUGUUGCUGUUAAUCCAAGUUUUGAGCUUCCUGUUUUUUUUUACACUACAUUUUUAGUAAAACCCCUUUAACAAAA